Molecule: messenger RNA, 2544 nt
Organism: Harpegnathos saltator (Jerdon's jumping ant)
Lineage: Eukaryota; Metazoa; Arthropoda; Insecta; Hymenoptera; Formicidae
Product: transmembrane protein 209
Exons: 8
Coding region: 110-1717 (535 amino acids)
Cellular component (GO): membrane
Source: RefSeq, a predicted model, not a curated record
GCCGAUAAUUAUAUUUCACGAGCCGCGGGAAAGUGAUGAGUGGUCUUGUCUUAUAUUUAAGAAAAUAAAUUAUCUAAUAUCAAUGUAGAAAACGUAUAGAUUUUUCAAAAUGAGUACUUUUUAUUCCCCAAUGAAAUGUAUAUCUCCCAAUGCAAGAGUUUUAACACCCAAGCCUCAAGUACAACAGCUCUUGGACUUAAGGCUAACACAAAAUAAAGCUCGAAAUAGUAUCACAUGGUUCUUUAUUAAUGUGUUGUUGCUCAGUAUUGUGCUGUAUGACAUAAUGUAUGAUGGGCCUAUAUAUAAGCCAAUUUGUUGGCUAGAAUGGUGCCUAGCAUCUAUAUUUGCGAUAAAUGCUUUCUAUCAUAUUAUAAGAUACGCAUGGGUUACCAUAAGAUUACAGCCAAUUACACUGAAACCCAAACAGAGACGACUCUUAGGAGUCUCAGAGGAUGAACCCUUGUUCAAGAAUGAGGAACUUCAGCAGCAGAAAUCUCCAGAACUGAGUCCUUCAUUGAAUUUAUCCUAUAUAAAUUUCAAUAGACGUUCAAUACCGCUCGCAUCUUCAGUUUUGAGUGAAAUUAAGGAUUAUUCGACAUCAACAGUUUUUAAAUAUAGCAGUCCUGUAUCUCCUAAGUCAACUGUAAGCUCUAAUGGAUCACUCAGUAAAUCUAUGAGCAUUUCUUUAAAUGGCAGCCUUACAAAUGAAGAUCUCAUACGGGAUGAAUGCGAAUUGGAGAAUUAUCUCGAAGAAGUUGAACAACAGAGAAAAUGUAUGCUGUCCACAAACGUUGAUCAACCUUCAAAUCUACUGAGUUCUUUUUGGUCUCAUCCUGCUGUUCGAAGACCUGGGGAAGUAUCACCAUUGUUGCGAAGAUGUGCUUAUCAACUCGCACCUACUGUGGAUAAAACGAAGGCUACCAGUCCUGGUGCUGAAGAGGGGAGUUCUCCUAGGGGCACGUUUGGUGCAUUAAAUGUAUGGAGGAAAUACAGGGUCGAUCCGAAGAAAGUCAACGAAUGGACUGCCUUCCUUCGCAUGUGGAUUAGCAGGACAGUUGUGGAGCGCGUGUCUUUGGAGAUAGAUAACAUAUGCGCGGCGCUGAUACGUCAUGGUUUGAGCGACUCGCAGCCAGGACACGUGGGAUUGGACAGACUUAGGAAGCUCGCGCAAGCACCGUUCCUGGUCUCCGCAAUUCCUACUCUGCCAACGUUAGUCCCUUUCUUGGAACUCUCUAACAAUCAGGAAUAUCUCGUGAAAAGAAUAAAAAUACUCGCAAAGGGAGGAUGCAUGAGUGAAUUCAAAUGGAACAGUGGAGGUUCUCACAACGGCAAGGAAUGGGACUCCAGUUUGCCGACUGAUUCUGCGAUAAUAAUGCAUUUAAUCUCGACGUACAUGGAUACUCAAUUAGAGGCACCGUUGGAUCAACCAGACGCUAGACCGUUCACUUCGAGAUACAUGGCGAGAUCCGGAAUGGAGCUGCCGCGAAAUAAGGGCCCGAUAAUAGUCUGCCAAUCUGUGAAUCCGCCGCAUUACAAUCUGGCAUUAUCCGGCGAUUCACUUCCAAGCGAUUACGAAGAAGUACAGCGGGGACGUAAUAAUUUGUUCCACACACUCUUACUCUUCUUGUACAUAGUCAAGACGCGAGAUCACGGUAUGUUGGGCCGAGUCAACGCCGGAUCAUCCGGCAUUAAUAUAUUGUGGGUGAUAGAUAGCUGAAAAAAAUGUCACCCUACCUAGCUAGAAGCACCCUACCUACCUAGAAGUACUCUUGCUCCUACCUAGAAGCAAAAAUGUGACUGACGUCUUGAACGAUUGGGAUUACUUUUCGUGCGACGCACUUUGACUGAUCCUAUUGAGACUUUUGUGCCGCUAAUGUGUAUCGCUCUCAUGAAUUUAAUAAACGCGAUCAAAAAUAACGUUUACAGAUAGAUAGUUAAAUUUAUACGAAAAAAGAAACGCAGAAGUACGUUAUGCAACGAAUACUCAAAUGAGUGUAAUCAUUUUUAUUCAUAUAUUUGUGUCUAUGUACAAAGAGAUCGGAAAUUAUGGUUCUAUAACGAUUACAAAUUUUUCACUUACAAGAAAACUACCAACACAUGCAACUCUGUAUAUAUAUACAAGAUGUUUCAGAAAUAGGUGGCCAAACAUUAAAAGCAUAUUCUACUCAUUAUAAGGAUGAAAAAAGCUCAUAUAAACAUGGGUUCAGAAACGCUUCUUUUCUAAGUUAUAAACACUUUAUUUGCAACAGACUUUGGUAAGAACAUAAGCUGCCAUUUAGACAAUAUCUUAACUGUUAUAUGCUAAAAUAAAGACUGACUCCAAUCUUAAACAUCCAUUUGCCAACUUAUUUAUUUUUAAAAGAAGAUGAAUAAAGGAUAAUGCAUGAUACAUCGAUGCAAAAUUUCGCCUGUUGUAAAUACAUAAAGCAUUUAUAACUCGGAAGGGAAGUGUUCACAGACCCUGGGUAUGUUUAUAUAAUCAUUUUUCAUCUUUAUAGUAAGUAGAAUAUAUUUUUAAAGUUUGACCACCUUUCUAAAACAUCU